AUGGCCGUUCGACUCUCGACCUUGGCGCGACCGUGUGCUGCGGCGACAGCAUCGCCGCUGCAUGUCGACUGCGACCUCGGUGCUUUUGCCGGGAAGCGCGUGGCCUUUAGCUCCGCCACGACGUACGAAUUUGCAGUCGCCUACGGCGGCAGUGCAAUCCCGUCCAGCUCUGGGCCGCCCAUUGGCCUCGCACGCCUGCACUCGUCGUUCACAACAACGGAUCUGCGCGAGCUUUGGGAAGACGACGCCGACAACGAAGUGCCCACCAAGACGGUCCGCAAGUUCGAACAUUUGGAACGCAUUGCGCUGCUCAAACGGGCGGGGUGCCACGUCCAGGACAUUGCGGUCUUUUGCUUGGAGGCCAUGGAAGUUCGCAACUCGCGCGCGGCCAGCGUCGACUCGCACCGAAAGCGCAAGCAGCGCGUUGCGUUGUGCCAGACGUUGGCAAAGCGCCGGCGACUAUGCCCAUGGCGUGACGACGAGGCGUCGGACGACGACGACAACGACGACAACGACGAUGAGAGCGAUUGCUGACGCCCACGACGUCCUAGAGUAUUUAUUCAUUAUCAACGACCAUUAUCAACUUUGCUCCACCACCA
Molecule: messenger RNA, 599 nt
Organism: Saprolegnia parasitica CBS 223.65
Lineage: Eukaryota; Oomycota; Saprolegniomycetes; Saprolegniales; Saprolegniaceae
Exons: 1
Coding region: 1-534 (177 amino acids)
Source: RefSeq, a predicted model, not a curated record